GCCGCGGCUGCCGAGCCCGCGCUCGCCCCGCGCUCGCCCCGCAAGCCUCCAUGCGGCGGCCACCGCCGGCAUGCCCGGCACGCCCAGCCUGCUGCCUCCGCUGCUCGCCCUGCUGUGCCUCGGGGCCGCCGACCCCAGCGCCGACCCCGACGAGCCGUGGUGCCCCUACAAGGUGGGCGGCGAUGCUGCGGGGGCGCGGCUGUGCUUCCGCCCGCCGGCCCGCGGCUUCCAGUGCUCGGCGCGGGGCUGCCGCGCCCACCGCUCCGCGGGCGGCGCGCUGGUGGCCAACGUGCUGCGGAACGGCAGCGUGCUGCUGCAGUGGGGGCUGCGGCACUGGGGGGCUCCGGCGCCGCGCCCCUCCGCCGCCCUGCGCGGCUUCGUGCUCAACUGCUCCUGGGACGGCACCUACACGCGCUUCCCCUGCGACAGCGUGGAGCUGGGAGCCGCGUGUCGCGACUACCUGCUGGCCGAGGCGCACGGCGGCGUGCGCUACCGCCUGUGCCUGCGGCCGCGCUUCGCCCCGCCGCGCCCCGCGCCGCCCGCGCAGUGCGUGGAGUUCCGCGUGGAGCCCGCGGCCAUGCGCGACAUCGUGGUGGCCAUGACGGCCGUGGGGGGAUCCAUCUGCGUGAUGCUCGUCUUCAUCUGCCUGCUGGUGGCUUACAUCACCGAGAACCUCAUGAGCCCCCGCGGAGGACGCGCGGCCGCCGCUGCGCGCCGCGCCUAGUGCGGGAGGAGGGGGUGAUGCUGCUGCUGCUGCUGCUGCUGCUGCUGCUGCGGGUCGUUCCGGAGCUUUCCGGCGAGGGAAGAGGUUUUCCAGAUUGUUCUGGCAGCGUGGGGUUUGCCGUGCCCGAAUUUCCAGGUUGCGCGGAGUUCGGAGCUCUUCUUGCUCCUGCGGUGGAGCCGUUCGUGGUGACCCAGCUCGUGGCGUCUCAGCGGAUCAAAAGCGGCGGCAGAGCUCCACAAGUCCCAGAAAUUGUCUGUUUUUAAGGGCAAGCGGCAGAUCUUACCAAGACUCUCCAGGACACCUUUAUUUUAAACCUAAAACCUCUUGGUCUUAGAUCCAUGCUUGAUUUUUUUCUUUCCUGUGGGGUGAAGUUGUCUGAAGUUCAGGAGAACUGACUGGUGGAACCACAAACCCCAUAGCUGAGUGUGUGUUUGAUCCAAAGCCCACUUAAUCCUGUGUUUUAGGUGGGUUCUGUAUCAUGCUGGUCACAAAUUUUGGGGCCUAGACUGGCCACUGUCCAAAAACAACGGGGGUUUUCUGGUCUGGGGUUUUCUGGUCAGCUCCAGCGACCAUCAACAUCCAACACCUGCUUUUCUCCCAUCAGAACUGUGUCAUAGUUUCACAAAGAGUGAAGAUAAAGGGAUAAAUCAUGGAAGAAAAACUCCAUUUCGUUGAGGAAGUAGGAAGCAACCCUUAAUUAUAAGUCAGAUAUAAGUGAGCCCCCCCCUUGGCCCCUGAAAUCCCCUCCUUUAGCAAUGCAGCUGCACUAAGGUAGAAGCUUCUUGACCACAGAACUCACUGAUGUUGUAGCCGAGUGUUUUGAGCGUAGGAACACUCCCUGUGAACUCCUCACUUGAUGCUGUAGUAAAGUAAGGUUUUAGCCAUACUCUAGUACUGAUUCUAUUGUGCCUUAGUGCUGAGAAUUUGUCCCAUUUCUAUCAGUGUAUCUGUUCCUGUAGUCCUCGUAGUUAAGUGUAUCUCCCUCGUGUUCUUGUCUCUGGGAUUAGUGGUUGUUGGUUUGUCUGAUUGUUUUCUUUUUUAAAAAAAAACCGACUUGGGCUGAUCAUUACUUGAAAUUUAAUAUAUACACGAAGUAGUUACCUUCAGAGAGGUAUCUAGUGAGGUAGAUUUUAGUAUGUGUUGUUUGUAUGUAGUUGACUGCUGUAACACGAAAAAUUAAUUUAUUAUCACUUAGGAACUGUGCACCUAGAGAAAAAAAAAAAAAAAAAAAGUGGGGGAAAGGCUCUGCUGUAAAGGGAUUUUUGCUGUUGAAACACGUCAGGUUCACGUGUGAUCUGUUUGUGUAAAUGUUUAGCCUUGGUGAACGACCUGUUUGCUUGUUUGUGAAGUUUAAACUUGGUGGUAGAGGUUAAAUUUAGGAAGUGUGUGGAAUCCUUAAUAAUACACAGUAUUUGUACUGAACAUGAUCCCUUCACGAAGUUGGGAGAGGCUGAGGAGCUGAAGGUCUGCGUUUCAUCAGGCAGAAACUCCUUUUUCUCUGUUAUCCCUGCUGUGUUUGCAUCCUCACGUGCAGCUGACUCCAUUUCAGUGUUCUGUGUUUAUUACCUUGCCUGUGUACUUGAUUUAACUCAUUGGUGCCAUCAUUUUUGGUUUUUUUAUCCCCGAGGAGAUCAACUGCUGGAAGAAAAGGCAAUUUUUAAGAACGUUUAGAUAAAUUUUGGUCUUUUAAAGCUUUCAAGUCAGCCUUUGCUGUAGCCAUUGGAGUGCCACAGAUUUUGCACAUCUCUGUCACCUUUUGUCAACCAAUGUCACUGUUCUGUUCCUCAUCUUGUCAUGAAUUGCCAGAUGUGAAAACCAGCUGUAUAGACAAUGAGCCUUGUACCACCUCGGCAAUGAACUUAAUAAAUUAAGAGGAUAAUGAA
Molecule: messenger RNA, 2607 nt
Organism: Oenanthe melanoleuca
Lineage: Eukaryota; Metazoa; Chordata; Aves; Passeriformes; Muscicapidae
Gene: FNDC10
Product: fibronectin type III domain containing 10
Exons: 1
Coding region: 71-724 (217 amino acids)
Source: RefSeq, a predicted model, not a curated record